Arachis stenosperma is the source of this 666-nucleotide messenger RNA. RefSeq lists its product as uncharacterized. The record is from RefSeq and is a predicted model, not a curated record. Lineage: Eukaryota; Viridiplantae; Streptophyta; Magnoliopsida; Fabales; Fabaceae. The transcript has 4 exons. The coding region runs from base 1 to 666 and encodes 221 amino acids. Gene Ontology annotation, cellular component: endoplasmic reticulum. Gene Ontology annotation, biological process: GPI anchor biosynthetic process.
AUGACUUUGUUGGCCGCCUCGGCUUGUCCAUUUGUUUGGUGGAACAUCCAUUUACACAUAACCCGUGAUAGGAAUGUUCUGAAGGCCACCAUCGAUGUACUUGAAGCUGGUGAAAUGAACUUUUACUGCACCCAUCUUGAUCAUCUUGAUGAGAAUUGGAGGAUGAAGCAGAUUAAUGCAAUCCGAGUAACUGCAGAGGAUAUACCUCAACAGAAAACUAAGAGUAAUGACACAAACUUAAGUCAAUACUCUGAAGAGAUUGGAAAACCAAUACCAAAGGUUGAAGUGAUGAAAUAUCUAAAGAGUAAGCACUACACGGAUGCUAAGGACUAUUCACGGGAAUGUGAAUCUGUUGUGAUGAUUGCCAAAGGACAAAGUGUGCAAGGGACAUGUAAGUAUGGAACAAGGGUAGAUUACAUAUUAUCAUCAUCAGAUUCAACAUAUAAGUUCGUAGCAGGGUCCUGUCUUGUGCUUUCUUCCAAAGGGACUUCAGAUCAUCACAUAGUCAAAGUUGAUGUGGUUAAAGAAAAUAAUAGCAUUCUAAACAGUAGUCCUCGUCAAGAAGAAAAUAAUAAUGUAACAAAGAAGCAGCAGAGAAUGAAAACACAGCCAAGUCCAUCAACUUGUAUAUGGAACAAAAACACAUACGGGAGAGAUAUAGAUUGA